This is a messenger RNA of Salvia splendens (bonfire salvia), 1504 nucleotides long. RefSeq names its product tubulin beta chain. Gene Ontology annotation, molecular function: GTPase activity; structural constituent of cytoskeleton; GTP binding. Gene Ontology annotation, biological process: microtubule-based process. Lineage: Eukaryota; Viridiplantae; Streptophyta; Magnoliopsida; Lamiales; Lamiaceae. The record is from RefSeq and is a predicted model, not a curated record. Gene Ontology annotation, cellular component: microtubule. Bases 1 to 1347 code for a protein of 448 amino acids. The transcript has 3 exons.
AUGAGAGAAAUUUUGCACAUUCAAGGGGGCCAAUGUGGCAACCAAAUCGGCUCCAAAUUCUGGGAGGUGAUAUGCGGCGAGCAUGCCAUCGACGGCAUUGGGAAAUACAGCGGCGACUCCGAUCUCCAGCUUGAGAGGAUCAACGUUUAUUUCAACGAGGCCAGUGGCGGGAGGUACGUCCCACGCUCCGUGCUCAUGGACCUCGAGCCGGGAACCAUGGACUCGGUCAGGUCCGGCCCCUUUGGCCAGCUUUUCCGCCCGGAUAACUUUGUGUUUGGCCAGUCCGGGGCCGGGAAUAACUGGGCCAAGGGGCAUUACACGGAGGGCGCGGAGUUGAUCGAUUCCGUGCUUGAUGUUGUUCGUAAGGAAGCUGAGAAUUGUGAUUGUUUGCAAGGAUUUCAAGUGUGCCAUUCUCUGGGCGGAGGCACCGGGUCCGGCAUGGGCACCCUUCUGAUUUCCAAGAUCGGGGAGGAGUAUCCAGACCGUAUGAUGCUCACAUUUUCGGUCUUCCCUUCUCCUAAGGUCUCCGACACCGUCGUUGAGCCCUACAACGCCACUCUCUCCGUGCACCAACUCGUUGAGAACGCCGACGAGUGUAUGGUACUUGACAACGAGGCUCUCUACGACAUCUGCUUCCGCACGCUCAAGCUCUCCACCCCUACAUUUGGUGAUCUGAACCACUUGAUCUCCGCGACAAUGAGUGGCAUCACGUGCUGUCUCCGUUUCCCGGGACAGCUCAACUCCGACCUCAGGAAGCUCGCGGUGAACCUCAUCCCAUUCCCGCGCCUCCAUUUCUUCAUGGUGGGGUUUGCACCCUUGACCUCGAGGGGGUCCCAGCAGUACCGGGCCCUCUCCGUCCCAGAGCUGACUCAGCAGAUGUGGGACGCCAAGAACAUGAUGUGCGCGGCGGACCCGCGCCAUGGGCGCUACCUGACGGCCUCGGCCAUGUUCCGGGGCAAGAUGAGCACGAAAGAGGUGGAUGAGCAGAUGAUCAACGUGCAGAACAAGAACUCGUCCUACUUCGUGGAGUGGAUCCCGAACAACGUGAAGUCGAGCGUGUGCGACAUCCCGCCCAAGGGCCUGAACAUGUCGUCUACGUUCAUAGGGAACUCGACGUCGAUCCAGGAGAUGUUCAGGCGCGUGAGCGAGCAGUUCACGGCCAUGUUCCGGCGCAAGGCUUUCUUGCAUUGGUACACGGGCGAGGGGAUGGAUGAGAUGGAGUUCACCGAGGCCGAGAGCAACAUGAACGACCUCGUGGCCGAGUACCAGCAGUACCAGGACGCGGCAGCCGAGGAGGGCUAUGAGGAGGACGAGGACGGGGACGAGGACGAGGACGACGGGGCAUGAAGAUUUUUGUGUGGAUCAAUCUCAUGGUGUGUGUUAAAUGUUAAUGGUUGUUGUUGUAUUUUUUCUAUUGUGUGAUUUGAGUUAAUGUGAUGUUUGUAUCUAAUAAAUGGUUAUUAUCAUGGUUGGAGGCUAUGAACUCCUCUUUUAAUUAAGCUAA